Odobenus rosmarus divergens (Pacific walrus) is the source of this 891-nucleotide messenger RNA. It is a transcript of the gene RELL1, whose product is annotated as RELT-like 1. Gene Ontology annotation, cellular component: plasma membrane. Bases 73 to 888 code for a protein of 271 amino acids. Gene Ontology annotation, biological process: positive regulation of p38MAPK cascade. The transcript has 6 exons. The record is from RefSeq and is a predicted model, not a curated record. Lineage: Eukaryota; Metazoa; Chordata; Mammalia; Carnivora; Odobenidae.
GCUCUCGAGCUGCACUGCCUGCAGGAUCCCGGGACGCGGCGCCGGGUGGGUGGAGGGCGAAGGAACGCGGCGAUGGCCCCAGGAGAACUCUCGGGGUCCGCGGUCCUGGCCGCCGCUGUCUUCGUGGGAGGCACCGUGAGUUCGCCGCUAGUGGCCCCGGACAAUGGUGGCAGCCGCACGUUGCAGUCCAGAACAGAGACGACCCCGGCGCCCACCAACAGUGUGGGCAACGGACACCCAGAAUAUAUCGCAUACGCGCUGGUCCCCGUGUUCUUCAUCAUGGGUCUGUUUGGCGUCCUCAUCUGCCACCUGCUUAAGAAGAAGGGCUAUCGUUGUACCACAGAAGCCGAGCAAGAGGUGGAAGAGGAAAAGGUUGAAAAGAUAGAGUUGAAUGACAGUGUAAAUGAAAAUAGUGACACCGUUGGGCAGAUUGUCCACUACAUCAUGAAAAAUGAAGCAAACGUUGAUGUUUUAAAGGCAAUGGUAGCAGAUAACAGCCUGGGGGACCCUGAAAGCCCGGUGACCCCCAGCACUCCCGGGAGCCCGCCUGUGAGCCCGGGGCCCUUGUCACCAGGAGGCACCCCGGGGAAGCACAUCUGUGGCCACCAUCUCCACACAGUGGGCGGUGCUGUUGAGAGGGAUGUGUGUCAUCGGUGUCGGCACAAACGGUGGCACUUCAUCAGACCCACCAACAAGUCCAAGCAGGGCCAUCCGAGGCGUCAAGGAGAGGUCACUGUCCUCUCUGUUGGCAGGUUUAGAGUGACUAAAGUGGAACACAAGUCAAAUCAGAAGGAGCGGAGAAGUUUGAUGUCAGUUAGUGGGACCGACAGUGUCAAUGGAGAGGUGCCUGUGACACCUGUGAAGAGAGACCGAAGUGACACAGAGUAGCAG